This is a messenger RNA of Naegleria lovaniensis, 1281 nucleotides long. RefSeq lists its product as uncharacterized. Gene Ontology annotation, cellular component: mitochondrion. The coding region runs from base 1 to 1281 and encodes 426 amino acids. The record is from RefSeq and is a predicted model, not a curated record. Gene Ontology annotation, biological process: amino acid metabolic process; biosynthetic process. Gene Ontology annotation, molecular function: pyridoxal phosphate binding; L-aspartate:2-oxoglutarate transaminase activity. The transcript has a single exon. Lineage: Eukaryota; Heterolobosea; Eutetramitea; Acrasida; Naegleriidae.
AUGAAGAACACUUGUCGUUUGAUCUUGAGCAAGGCUACCAAUUGCCAUCAAACUCGUUACUUUUCCACCUCCAAAGUUAAUGCAGGUAUUUGGGCCAACGUUCAAUAUGCUCCUCUUGAUGCCAUCAAACAAUUGACCAUUCAAUUCAAUCAAGACACUGCACCAAACAAGAUCUUGCUAGGAGAAGGUGUUUAUCGUACCGAUGAGGGUAAGCCAAAGACUCUUACUUCCGUCCGUGAGGCCGAGAAGAUCAUUUUCGACAAGGCUUUAGAUCAUGAAUAUCCACCAGUUACUGGUGUUCCAGAAUUCUGUAAGGCCACUCAGAAAUUUGCUUUCGGAGAGAACAAGGACACUAUUGCUACAGUGCAAGCCAUUUCAGGUACUGGUAGUUUGUGUCUCUCUGCUUGUUUCAUCAAAAAGUUCCUUCCAGCAGAUACCAAAGUGUACUUCCCAAAUCCAACAUGGGUCAAUCACUUUAACAUUUUCCGUGCUCAAGGAUUCUCCGAUGAUCGUCUUCCAACCUACCGAUAUUUUGAUAAAAAGACCAAUGGAAUGGAUGUUGCUGGAUGUUUGGAGGAUUUGAAGAAUGCUCCAGAGAAAUCAGUCAUCUUGUUGCAUGCUUGUGCUCACAAUCCAACUGGUGUGGAUCCAUCCAUGGAUACUUGGAAGCAAAUUUCCGAUAUUUGUAAGCAAAAGAAGCACUAUGUCUUGUUUGACUCUGCUUAUCAAGCAUUUGCUUCUGGUGAUGCUAACACUGAUGCUCAAUCAUUCCGUUUGUUUGUGAAGGAAGGUCAUCAAAUCAUGCUCUGUCAAUCCUAUGCCAAGAACUUUGGUUUGUACGGACAACGUAUUGGUGCAUUCUCUGUGGUUUGUGAAAAUGCUGAGGAAAAGAAGAAUGUUGAAAGUCAACUUGGUAUUAUCAUUCGUACUCAAUACAGUAAUCCACCUGUGCAUGGUGCUCGAUUGGUCACUACUGUUUUGAAUAGUCCUCAAUUGAAGGCUCAAUGGGAGAAGGAUGUCAAGGAAUUGGCUGACAGAAUUAAAACCAUGAGAAGUCGAUUGGUUGAGGAAUUGAAGGCUGCAGGAAGCACUCGUGACUGGUCUCACAUUACCAAGCAAAUUGGUAUGUUUGCAUACAGUGGUUUGAACGAGCAACAAGUCAACAGAUUGAGAGAGGAAUACCACAUUUACAUGACUAAGGAUGGUAGAAUCAGUAUCUCUGGUUUGAAUACUAGCAAUGUUGCCACUGUUGCUAAGGCCAUGCAUGCAGUCACCAAGUAA